Molecule: messenger RNA, 3036 nt
Organism: Pieris macdunnoughi
Lineage: Eukaryota; Metazoa; Arthropoda; Insecta; Lepidoptera; Pieridae
Source: the annotation of a GenBank genome assembly
AUGCCCAAAAUAUUCUUACUUUUUAUACUCUUCGGGUAUUGUUAUGGAGCCAACAUUCUCUACGUCAUUCCGUUUUCCGCAAAUUCGCAUUAUUUAUCACUAAGGCCAAUUGGAUUGGAGCUAGCUAGACGUGGUCAUAAUGUGACAGUCAUCACUGCUCAUCUAGAGACUGAUCACCCACCAACAUACCACCAAAUUAAGGUUGAUGCUACCAAAGUAUGGGACUUAUUAGGCGAAAAAAGACCAAAUGUGUUUUCAAUGGUUGACCUAUCCACAGAGGAGUUCCACCAAAAAUAUAUCUGGCCUGGUACACUGUUAGUCGUAGAGAGGGCGCUGCAAUCACCUGCUGUGAAAGAACUAUUAGCCAGCGACAUUAAAUUUGACCUAGUCAUUAACGAACAAUUCAUGCAAGAGGCGUUUAAUGUAUUGGCUCAUAAAUAUAAUGCACCCUUAGCUCUUGUUACAACUUAUGGAAACUGCAUGAAACACAAUUUCUUAACAAGAAACCCUCUUCAGUGGGAAACAGUCACCUUUGAAUUAUUAGAUGUGGAUGAUCCCACUAGUUUCUUUGGAAGGCUUAGAAACAUGUAUUUCUCGAUAUAUGAAUUUGUGUGGUGGAGAUUUUGGUAUUUGCAAAAACACGAGGAGCUGGUGACAAAAUACAUACCCGGAUUGUCGACACCUGUGCCUAGUUUAUAUGAUAUACAAAGGAAUACAUCAUUAAUGUUACUUAACAGUCAUUUUAGUGUUGAUAUCUCAGCAGCAUAUUUGCCAAAUAUUGUUGAAGUAGGCGGAAUGCACCUUACGAAAAGUGAUAAAAGCCUGCCACAGGACCUUCAAAAGUAUUUAGAUGAUGCCGUAGAUGGCGUGAUCUACAUAAACUUUGGCUCAAACGUUCAAAGUACAGAUUUAACAGGAGAAAAACGCCAGGCAUUCAUAAAUGUAUUUAAAAGACUAAAACAAAGAAUUAUUUUUAAAUGGGAGGAAGAUACAUUAGAGGGUAAACCAGAUAAUGUGAUGAUAAAAAAAUGGCUGCCACAAAAAGAGAUUCUUGCCCAUCCAAACAUAAAAGUCUUCAUCUCUCACGGUGGUCUUAUAGGCACACAGGAGGCAAUUUACAACGGCGUUCCUGUAAUAGGUAUACCCGUAUUCUCUGAUCAGCUGAACAAUAUACUCCUAUUAGAAGGAAUGAAAUUUGGAAAACUAUUGAAGUUUCACGAUAUAACUGAAGAAAGGCUGUACGGCUUGCUUAAAGAAGUCCUAGAGGAUCACUCGUAUAUGGCGAAAGCAAAAGAAGUAUCAAAGAGGUUUAAAGACAGGCCCAUGAAUGCUUUAGAUACGGCGAUGUUUUGGCUGGAGUAUGUUAUAAGACAUAAUGGUGCACCAUUUAUGAAGAACCCCGCGCUUCAGUUUAACUGGUUCGAAUAUACGAUGUUGGAUGUUUAUUCAUUCGUAGUGGCUGUAUUAAUAGCUAUAAUAUAUGGCGCUUUCAAGUUCUGGUCACUGCUGUCACUACUCGUUUAUUUCUGUGAUGCGGCUAAUAUUUUGUUCGUCAUCCCCUUUACAACACGAUCUCAUUAUAUUAAUUUGAAGCCGAUUGGUUUGGAGCUAGCUCGACGUGGACAUAAUGUGACAGUGAUCACGGCGUACAGAGAAAAGAACUAUCCGCCAAACUAUCACCAAGUCAUGGUCAAAGAUACGAAAAUAUGGGAUGCACUUGGCAAGGAAAGGCCAAAUGUCUUCACGAUGGUGGACCUGACUGCUGAGGAGUUCCACAACGAAAUCUUAUGGCCCGGUGGAUUAGCACUAACCGAGGAAGCCCUUCAAUCAUCUGAAGUACAGGCCCUACUUACAAGCAACACAACAUUCGACCUGGUGGUCAAUGAGCAGUUCUUUCAAGAAGCUUUCUAUGCGCUUGCGAAUAUAUACAACGCUCCUUUAGCACUAGUUACAACCCAUGGAAAUUGUAUGAAACACAACUUUCUUACUAGAAAUUCCUUACAAUGGGCAACAGUCACCCACGAGUUAUUGGACUUGCAUCAUUCAACAAGCUUCCUUGGUCGACUACGAAACAUGUAUUUCUCAGUUUACGAAUUAUUUUGGUGGAAAUUCUGGUACUUAGAGAAGCAAGAGGAGUUGAUGAGAAAGUACAUACCAGGAUUGCCUCAAAAGAUGCCCAGUUUGUAUGAUGUACAGAAGAAUGCUUCUUUGAUGCUGUUGAAUACUCAUUUUAGUGUUGAUACUCCAACUGCUUAUUUGCCUAAUGUUGUUGAAAUUGGUGGAAUACAUGUAACUAACAGUACAGGCGCACUUCCAGAGGAUCUACAAAAAUGCUUAGACGGCGCGGUAAAUGGGGUGGUGUACGUAAAUUUCGGUUCAAACGUGCGGAGCUCCGAAUUGAGCCAAGAAAAGAAACAGGCGUUUAUCAACGUGUUCAGGCGACUCAAACAAACCAUUAUUUGGAAGUGGGAAGACGAUAAAUUGGAAGAUAAACCUAAAAACGUGAUAAUACGAAAAUGGUUGCCGCAAGUGGAGAUUCUCGCCCAUCCUCACGUCAAGGUAUUUGUAUCCCACGGAGGUUUAAUCGGGACACAGGAGGCUAUAUACCACGGAGUUCCAUUAAUCAGCGUACCAAUUUAUGGCGAUCAACUAAAUAAUGUUUUAACACUUGAACAGCUAGGUGUAGGAAAACUACUACAUUACCACGAAAUCAAUGAAGAAAAACUAUAUCAGUUAUUAGACGAAAUUCUUAAUAAUAGUUCUUAUAUGGCCAAAGCGAAGGAAGUAUCGAAAAGGUUCGUCGACAGACCAUUAAAUGCGUUAGAUACAGCUGUAUUUUGGUUGGAAUAUGUUAUAAGAAACAAAGGAGCCACCUAUAUGAAAAAUCCAGCAAAAGAUCUAAGCUGGUUUGCAUAUACUAUGAUUGAUGUAUACCUAUUUAUUGCAUUUAUUAUAUUAAUUUUAAUUAAUGUAUCAAUAAUGUUUUGUAAAUUUCUAUUUUUUAAUAGAAUGAUGAACAAAAUGAAGAUUGAUUAA